AUGGAGUUGAUUGAUGAUACUUUGCAUGAUGAUGAUGAUGAUGAUGCUGUACAUGAUGAUGAUGUUUUGGAUGAUGAUGGUUUGGAUGAUGAUGAUGGUUUGGAUCAUGAUGAUUAUGAUGAUGUUUUGGAUGAUGAUGCUUUGGAUGAUGAUGAUGGUUUGGAUCAUGAUGAUUAUGAUGAUGUUUUGGAUGAUGAUGGUUUGGAUGAUGAUGAUGGUUUGGAUCAUGAUGAUUAUGAUGAUGUUUUGGAUGAUGAUGAUGAUGGUUUGGAUCAUGAUGAUUAUGAUGAUGUUUUGGAUGAUGAUGACGAUGUAAUCAACUUACCAAUAUGA
Molecule: messenger RNA, 333 nt
Organism: Schistosoma guineensis
Lineage: Eukaryota; Metazoa; Platyhelminthes; Trematoda; Strigeidida; Schistosomatidae
Source: the annotation of a GenBank genome assembly